Sinocyclocheilus anshuiensis is the source of this 2500-nucleotide messenger RNA. RefSeq names its product glutamate carboxypeptidase 2-like. NCBI's taxonomy places the organism in Eukaryota, Metazoa, Chordata, Actinopteri, Cypriniformes, Cyprinidae. Gene Ontology annotation, molecular function: carboxypeptidase activity. The coding region runs from base 9 to 2291 and encodes 760 amino acids. The transcript has 18 exons. The record is from RefSeq and is a predicted model, not a curated record.
AAUGCUGCAUGGCAACUUUUAUGUUGCUUAAUAAAUCAAGCGAAUUGGUGAAUCAUUUUCACUCAAACGAACCAAUUCGCUGCAAUGAACACAAGCCAGCCAAGACCCGCCUACAUUUCUCUCCUCCUAGAACUAUUUCGCCAACUUUCAACGCGUUAUGUGCGGCGCUUAACCAAAUGGGAUCUGAGGAUAAAUUAAUCCGCUGGAUCUGCCGGUUAACGGCUAUUACGGCUUUCUUCUUGAUUGGCUUUAUUAUUGGUUGGUUUGCUCGACCUACUACUGUCAAUCAUGGACAUGUAUCAAAAAGCUUCCUGCACGACUUUCUAGAUGAGAUGCAGGCAGAGAAUAUUAAACACCAUCUCAGGAAGUUCACAAGGCUGCCCCACCUGGCUGGAACGCAGCAGAAUCUGGAUCUGGCGGAGCAGAUCCGGGCCGAGUGGAUGGAGUUUGGGCUGGACUCAGUGGAGCUGGUGCCGUACGAUGUGUUGCUGUCAUACCCAAAUAAAACAAACCCCAAUUACAUCUCCAUAGUGGACCACCUGGGAAAUCAGAUCUUUAACACCUCUCUGGCUGAGCCGGUCCCUGAAGGUUAUGAAGAUGUUACCGAUAUCGUCCCUCCUUAUAGUGCUUUCUCUGCGAAAGGACAGCCAGAGGAUGAGCUGGUUUAUGUUAAUUAUGGACGGACGGAGGAUUUCGUUAAGCUGCAGAGAGAGUUGGGAAUAAACUGUUCAGGAAAAAUUGUCAUCGCUAGAUAUGGCAAAAUCUUCCGUGGGAACAAGGUGAAGAACGCGAUGUUAGCAGGAGCUAAAGGGAUCGUGCUGUUCUCGGACCCUGCGGAUUACUGUGCGGACGGCGUGGAGCCGUAUCCCGACGGCUGGAACCUGCCAGGAGGAGGCGCUCAGAGAGGAAACGUGCUGAAUCUGAACGGGGCGGGAGACCCGCUCACACCUGGAUACCCUGCCAAAGAAUACACCUACAGAUCUAGUCUGGAGGAUGCAGUGGGGCUUCCCAAGAUUCCAGUGCAUCCCAUCGGAUAUCAUGAUGCGGUUCACUUGCUGCAGCAUAUGGGAGGGCCUCUUCCGCCGGAUAACUGGAAAGGUGCCCUUAAUGUCUCGUACCGAAUCGGACCGGGAUUCAUGGAUGGUUUUAAUCAGAAUAAAGUGCGUAUGAACAUCCACACAAACAAUCAGGUGACCCGUAUCUACAACGUGAUUGGCUGGAUCAGAGGAGCGGUGGAGCCAGACAGGUACGUGAUUCUGGGCGGUCAUCGUGACGCUUGGGUGUUCGGGGGGAUCGAUCCGGUGUCAGGAGCUGCUGUGGUGCACGAGAGCGUGAGAGCAGCUGGAAAACUCAUGAAGAAAGGUUGGAGGCCAAGGAGAACGCUGAUCUUUGCCAGUUGGGACGCAGAAGAAUUUGGCCUGCUGGGAUCCACAGAAUGGGCAGAGGAUAAUGCUAGAGUCCUACAGGAGCGAGCCGUGGCUUACAUCAAUGCAGACUCUGCUAUUGAGGGUAUGUACACACUGAGAGUCGACUGCACUCCCUCUCUUCACACUCUGGUUUAUGACAUCACCAAGAAGGUUUCGAGUCCAGAGGAGGGAGAGGAGGGCAUGAGUUUGUAUCAGAGCUGGCAUAAACGAGACAACUCCACAGAAAGAGAUGCACCGUGGAUCAGUAAACUGGGCUCUGGUAGUGAUUUUGAAGCGUAUUUCAUCAGAUUAGGCAUUGCAUCUGGAAGGGCGAGAUACACCAAAAACCGAAAAACCGAGCGCUACAGCAGUUACCCCGUGUACCACAGUGUGUAUGAGACCUACGAGAUCGUGGAGCGAUUCUACGACCCGAGUUUCCGCAGGCUGGAGGCCGUGGCCCGUGUUCGGGGUGGACUGAUCUUCAGUUUGGCCGAUUCUCCGGUCUUACCUCUGGACUGUGUGGAAUACACCAUGUCUCUCACUAAAUACACCAACAGCAUUUACCAGCUGGCAGUGAAGCACCCUGCUGCCAUGGAGCAGCACAGCGUCUCAUUCGAUUCUCUCUUCUCUGUGGUUGAGAACUUCGCGGCUUUGGCAGGAGAUUUUCAUCAGCGACUUGAUCAGCUCGACACCUCUAAGCAUAUUAUUUUUGCGCCCAGCAGUCAUAAUAAAUACGCGGGUGAGUCUUUCCCAGGGAUUUAUGAUGCUUUGUUUGACAUUGAGAACGCGGUGGACCCGCAGAAGGCCUGGGACGAGGUCAAACGCCAAAUCAGCAUCGCCGCCUUUACUGUCAACGCCGCUGCCGAGACACUAAAGCCUUUCUAGACAGCCUUCCUUUACUUCUGGAUUUCAAAACAUGCCAUGGAUAUACAGGACUACAACAUGUCAGCAAAAUAGUUAGUUAAUAUGUCAGUGUUUCCUCAAACACAGCAACUACAAAGGACUUGACAUUCAGAUCUGGCUCUCAGAAGCGAGCAGAUACAUUUUUGAUAUUCAAGGAAUAGUUCACCCAAAAAUUACAAUUUGCUGAAAGU